AGGCUAGAACAGAAACAGAAACCGGGAGUGCUACCAAAAUAAAACAGGAACUGGAACCAAAAACAUCACGACUAAGUUCUUCAAAAUAAAAGCGGAACAAGAACAUGACAAGAUGGAUGAAAACGCAGACCAUUCAAAAUAAAACUGAAAACAAAACCAGAACCUGACAGUGUUCACACCACUAGAGAACAUGAUGCAGCAUUAUCUGAUAAACACCAACUGUGGUGUUUGCUACCAAGUAAAAAUUGAUAUUUAUUACAAAAGUUAAGAAGUUACAGUUAACCACAGAACAUUAACACCACUUUAUAAAUGUAACUUUCUUUUUUUUCAAAAUGAAACUUACUGAGUUGGCCGCACCUGACUGCAUUGCACGCUGGGUAUUACAUCAGCAAAGUGCAUUAUGAUUGGUCAGGACAGGGCCUUAUAUAGAGCUGGUACUGUACGCAGGCAAAACAAAGCUUUGAAUGUCUUUCAUCUUUUGCUGUUAGACACAAAACAAAAAGAGCAGAAAGAAAAAAAAUCAUGAGUUAUAGAGCAAAGGUCCCCAGAUGGGGAAAAAUAAGAAAACGAUUGAAAUCAUUUUUUUCUACGGCUUUUCAGACAGUAAGUCGUUUUUUUAAACCUUUCCGGCCAUGUAUCCCAACCUUUGCCUACCCCUGUUGGGGUUGGUCAGCCUCAAUGGCCGAAUAUGACGGACAGAGACAGACAACAGGAUCCACAUACGACUCCCAUGAAACCCUUUUUAAUAACAGCUCCAAUGAUCAUUAUGACUCAGCUCAAUUAUCUCUUUGUAAGACCAUUCAAGACAUAUGCUUGUCUGUGCUCAACAAACACCCACCUCUCAAAAAAGAUGCAUGUGAAGUUAUCUGUGAUACGCAUGGCAAAACAUAUGUAAUAUUGUUCAGAAUCAAUUUGUGGCAUCCACGGGUUGUUUGGAACUUUUUUUUUGUUAAUGAUGAUGCCAACAUCCACCGUUUAAGAUACAUCACUCCAUUGGAUGAUGACCAGCAGCCACGAAGGACCGUUUGGAUACAUGAACAAAAUGAGAUUGAAAGUUCUUACCCUGACAAGGCUUUUCAGUUAAAUUGGCAGAAAAUAAACCCAACCACAAAGAAUGAUAUACUUAAUAAAUUACAGGAUCUCAGCGAUGAGUUUAAAAACAGAACAAAUCAAUAUGGAUGGGUUUUAAAUAUUUUCAGUGAUCAUGUAGAAAAAAUAACAGUGGAUAAGCCAGAGUUUAAUAAUGAGUCAUCAUCAAAAUCAUUGAUGGGGAAUAUACAUGUACAUGUAGAGCAAAAAUUAAUUGAAAAAACACAUAAAUUCCUUAAGGAGAACCCUGAGAGGAAUAUUAUACAUUUCAUAAUGUAUACAAAUAAGUUUCCAUGUUUAAAAAGACGCACAAAAGACAAUACUAACCCUUGUUUUAUUCAAAUUAUAAAAUCUGCCUUUGAAUAUAACAGUGAUAGAGGAGCAGGAAUUGAUGUUUUCUUCACAAAUAGCUGGGGUCCGCUCCACCACACAAAUUUUAAUUUUUUGACAUAUUCCAAACUAAUAAAUACUGGCAAUGUUUUUCAUGAAUACCACCGUAAACAAUACAAUAAAAGAUUUAAGCUGGAUCAAAAGUGUUUCAAAGAUAACACUGAAAUACAAAAAGUACUGGCUCACACAGAUAAACCGCACAGAAUGCAAUUUAUGGAUGAACUGAAAAGAGUUAAGAAUAAACUAACAACUAAGGAACUCACCAUUAUAGAACAUAUAGACUAUUUAGAGGAAGUGGUUUAUAACAAUGAUGCCAAUACAUCAAAAAUUUACAGGGAUAAAAUUUAUGACAUGUUUUUAAAUAUGGAGCUGAAAUAUUUAGAGCAGGAAAUUUUUGUUGUUGUUGAUAUAACAUCAGAUUUCAACAGUAUAAUUGUUAAAUGUUUACUAGAAGACCUUCCAUCCAUUUUGGGGAACAAUAGGUAUUUUAGGCUUCAUCAUGUCCAGCAGGAUGAUCCAGCGAAACAAAUAAUUGAAAUGAUUAAAAAACAAAGAACUAACCAUUGAAUAACUUGAAUGCUCUGUGUUGUCAACGCUGUUGCCAGAAUAAAACAGAUGAUUCCAUCAUCAUUUGCCUCAUUGUGUUGUAGCUACACAGAGGAGAACAGUCACCUUAAUCCUAGCACUUCGUGCUGCUAGAAAAACAUAUUAUUGCUCCUUAAUUGAGGAAAACAAAAACAACCCCAGGUUUCUUUUCAGCACUGUAGCCAGGCUGACUAAGAGUCAUAGCUGUGUUGAAUCUACUAUCCCCUUAAAUCUGAGCAGCAAUGACUUUAUUAAUUUCUUUACUAAUAAAAUUAUCACCAUUAGAGAAUACAUUCAGCAACAACUUCCUCCAAAUGUAAUAAUAAUAACAUUAGCUUCAGAUUCUACUGUGAGGAACCUUGGUGUCAUCUUUAACCAGGAUCUCUCUUCUACAUCAUACAUUAAACAAAUCUCUAGAACCGCCUACUUUCAUCUUAGAAAUAUAGCUAAAAUCAGAAGCACCCAACUAACCUUGUCUCUUUCUCUCUAGUAGCUGUGCUUCUCCCCCGCUCUCUCUCCUCCACUCUGUCCUCACCUACAGGUAUCAUUGGACUCUAAGUUUGGUGUCUGUGAUGCGCAGCUGCGGAUCCAACCAUCCUGCCUGUAUUAAGUCCCUGUUCCAACCGUCCUGCCUGUGCUCUGGUGUUGCUUGUUGUUGUUGCUGUGCUUUUCUCUCUUCCUAUCCCCUCACCCCAACCGGUCGAGGCAGAUGGCCGCCCACAUCCAGCCUGGUUCUGCUGGAGGUUUCUUCCUCGUUAGAGAGGGAGUUUUUCCUCUCCACUGUUGCUGUCAAAUUUGAAUUAAAUGCUUGCUGUAUGUGGGAUUUGUUGGGUUUAGUUGUGUGAGGUCUUAAACCUUACUUUGUAAAGUGCCUUGAUAUAACUUUGUUGUGAUUUGGCACUAUAUAAACAAAUUGAAUACAACAUACACUGCAAAAGACAACAGGUACAGGCAACCGAGUAGUAUUGUCCGUGAGAAAAAACCCAACCGAGGGAGGGGAAAAGUCUGCCUACAAAGGGGGUCAGCAGCAUUUAGAGCACUGGUCGUCUCAAUGGCAGUGAAGAAACCAACGGUACCUUCUCUCACUUAGGGGGACAUUCUCAUAAGGAGAUACUAUGAGGGGACACUGUCCAGCCACGGGAGUUGUACUAACUGCCCUUGUACUUGAUGCUAAGCCACUCCCAAACCUCAAUGAGGAUGAGGUGAGACCUCAGACACUUAAGUGAGACACUAACUUGUUUCUUGCCAAACAGAGCACUCAUAACUUUACUGAAAGUCGUUGUUAUGUGUGUAGAAACAUGCCAAAGUCUGUACAAUCUGUGACAGAGAUCAAAGUGUGCAAAAUAAUUUAAUAAAGUUUUUUGAAUCUUGAA
This is a messenger RNA of Betta splendens (Siamese fighting fish), 3437 nucleotides long. RefSeq lists its product as uncharacterized. The record is from RefSeq and is a predicted model, not a curated record. Lineage: Eukaryota; Metazoa; Chordata; Actinopteri; Anabantiformes; Osphronemidae. Bases 523 to 2046 code for a protein of 507 amino acids. The transcript has 5 exons.